UGGAGCAAUUUUCGAUGCAUAUUAUCUAAUAAACAAAUAGUACAGAACUAUUACACAGAGACCCUAAUCUCCUAUUUAAGUUCUUGCUCACCAAUCCACACUCACAGCAUUUCAUUUUCAUUUCAGCCCCUAAACCAAAUCACCCUUCCAUCUCUGUUGAUAUUACUAUGCCUGCUCGCAGAGUUCGAAAUAACAGGGGAGAGCCUAACCUCUCACAAAUUGUGUUCAGGCAGGGCGGAGCCGGAGACCUCCAGCAACAACGAUACCGCGAAUUCUACCAACGUUCAAUAACAUCUACGCGAUACGUUGAUGAGAAUUGUUUACGCGAUUUGGGGAUGCUCGAUACUGUGCAGCGGUUGCUUGAUAAAUUGGGUCUCACUAAAGCAUGCACACUAAACUUACCCACCUAUGAAGCAUUAACCUUGGAAUUCUUAAGUUCCUACUCCUACAACACACCUCCUGGUGCUGGUAUGCAUCUUACCGGAGCAGCGAAUUUCAGAAUGUUUAACACAGAAUAUACUGUGGAUCAAGAGACUCUGAGUGAGAUACUCCAGUUCACUCGUGGAGAAGAUGUGAAUUACCGAAUUCCUCCGGAAAUGGAUUGGACAGCAACAUCAUUCGCAAUAUGGGAACGUAUAGCCGGUGAACGUCCUGCUGGUUGGGACGAACUUCUCUCCACUCAUAUCCACAAUCCUUGCAUCCGUUACUUUCACCGCAUCUUAGCUAAUACCAUUUUUGGAAGAACCAACAAUAACAGGGUAAAUUCCAAGGAGAUGUUUUUCUUUCACUGCGCUUUUGCACGGAACUGCAGGAUAAACGCUAGCUCGUUUCUCAUGGCUCACAUUCAAUCUCUUGUCGCGAGGGAUGGAACUAAUGUACCUUUCUGUAUUGGAGGUAUAGUUACAAGUAUAGCACUCCAUCUGAACUUGGGGGACAAAUUGCAAAAUUUACCUUCACUACCAGCCGUUUUUAUGGAUAUCGACAACUGUCGAGCUGGUCACCUUAUCAAGGUAAGAGAAGAAGGAGGAUAUAAUCUCAUGGUGCGGAAUAGGAAAGUUCCGAGCGUCAUUUUGCCAAAUCCAGCCAUUACCAGAUUAACCGAUAGGAACAAUUGGUUAUACGAUCUAGAUGCACCUGCCCCUGGUGCAAAUGUGCAAGACAUCGAAGGUGGGGCGCAUAUUGAUGAGCCUGAUGAGAUAGAGCAGGGUCCACCUGAAGAAGAUCAACAACCACCUGCCCGACAGGUUGCAAGCACCUCCACCCGACGCCGUCGACGAAGUGACCGUGCUCCUGCUACUAAUGAUGACAUUCUAGCGGCCAUUAUGCAAAGAAACGAAUUGGAUGCUCAGAGAGAUGAAAGGAACCAGACACAGCUUACUAAUAUGAUGAAUCUCAUGCAGCAAAUCCAACACGAAUUGGCCAACCAAGGAGAGCAGGUAACAGGCGUCAUAACUGAAUUGAACGCUUUGACCUUGCGUGUGGGGGACUUGCAGGAUUAUAUCCAUCAGGUGGGCAUACCGGAUCAUCACGUGGCACAAAAUGGACGGGGUCGAGCAAGGACUCCUGGUAGAGCACGUGGCAGAGGCAAUGAGGGAUGAUUUUUCAGUUUUCUACCUUCCUUUCUUUGCAUUGGAGACAAUGCUCAGUUUAAGUGUAGUUUAAGUGUAGCUCAGUAUUAGACAAAUUCUGUUUGUUUCAAAUGAUGGUUGGUGGUUUUGCCAUGAUAAAAAAUAGUCUUUUAACCUCUUGUAGGUAGUUGUUGUUAUUUAACCACUUAUAUGGUAGUUACUUUACAUAAAAGUGUCUGAUACAUUGAGAUUUGAAGUACUUAUUCUAUCAAUAUUUCUUGCAUGAUUAGUUUUGGGGUCAAUUAAUACUUAUUCUAACAACCUUCCAUAUCAUGAAAGUCUGAUUGUGUUUCAUCUUCUUUAACUCCAUUUCAAUCAAUUUCUUGUUUUGAAUUUGUCAGAUGAAGGAGUUUGGAGAGCAAGUAUGAAAAAUAUCGUUUUAAAGAAAUAUUUACUUCAUUUUAAAGUUUUUUAAUGGAGAAAUUGGUAUCUGCACUAUUCUUUUAAUCAUAUCUUAUUUAUAUUUGUAUAAAGUAUGUAUUGUGUGAUUCUCUCGAUUGACAGAUUAUAAUUAGUGCACUUGGUUUACUUAUGAUUUGAGUUUUUCGCAGGUUGGGAUAUCAGGAUCAUUACUCCGAAACAAAUGAAUAUCCAACAUUUUUGAUUUCAGAUUGGUGGCUCACUUUCUGUCAUCAGGCAUUUCAGGUGUUGCUCGUCGGGCGGUGCUGGAGCCUUCUUCGGUUAGUCUUGUAGCUGCUAUUCUCAUGGGUGUCGUCGUUCCACCCCGUUUGUUUGCAGAAUUCUGUUCUCUUUUCGGUCUUCUGGCGCAAUAGUUUGUUUAGGGAGCUGUUGGAGUGUAAUGGUUCGGGAGUUGCGUGAUCACCGGUUAUUAUCCAUCGUUGUUAGUGAUUGAAUUAUAGUUUUUAAUGUUUUAUAUGUUUUAACGAUUUCGUUUAAUUUAGGUACAGGUCUGGGGCAAUCCACGCCGAGCAUGGCUGCAUUUACAAAGGCAAGGGUUGUGGCUGCUAAGAUUUUCGAAAUAAUCGCUCGCAAGCCUGGAACUGACAGAAAUAGUGAAUCAGGAUUGGAAUUGGAGACGGUUACUGGACUUGUGGAGCUGAUAUCAAUCCCACUUCUGGGCUGUUUCAAAGCUUCGUGAGAGUAAAUCAAAUGAUAAGCGAGUUUCAAUGUUUACGACAAUGAAGAGACUCUAUUUGAGAGCGGACCGUGGAUGGAAGCUUUGCAAGCGGGUUGGCCAUGAAGGUUGCCAUCAAGAUGGAAUUUAGGAUCACACAGCCGGUAACAUUCACUCAUUGGCGUUUCCCUUUUGAAAACAAUUUUUAUCUCAGAUAUUUCAUUAGUCUACGAAUAUAGGUUUAUGAUGUGAGCAAACUGUAUUAUAUGAUGUAAUGAUUUGUUCAAAGCUGUUGAUUCUUACAUUUUCUUUUACUUUCUGAUUCUGAUUUUGUGCCGACUGUUUUGGUUGAACCAAGAACUGGAAAUACCAGACCGGUUCUUGUCCUAACGCAUGCUUGGUGCAAACCAGAUGCAGGUAUCAUUUAACCUAACCUAUCAUACUAUUGGAUAUUAGGAAUUAAGUCACUGAGAUGACAUGUCUUUGCUGUUAUUAUUAUUGUCACAACUACUAAUGUAAGUCAACUACUCUUCAAUUUCGCAGAAUUCUGAAUAUGAUAAAUUUUGGACCAACUAUAAGGAAUUCACUAUUUUUAACCCUUAUUUGUUUGCCUAAAAGUAGCAACAUGACUGGUAAGCCUUUGACAUGUUUGUAAUGCAUCACUGUUUCUGCACAACUAUUGGAACGACACUGAGGUUCAAAAGCACACCAUCUGGCUGCUACUACAAUUGUUGCUCGGGCUGCAAUCGUUCAAACAAGAAUACUUCACUGCCUUUUCAAUGAAAUUGUAACGGUUUCAAUGUCAUCGAAGUAACAAAGUAUAAAAUUGAGAUUGAAGUUCAGCACGAUGGACAUGUCUGCUCCUUCACGUUUUGGGACAAAGCUCGUGUCCCAAUUGUUGGCAUUACAGCUGCCAAGUUGAGAGCUAUAAUGAAAGAGGCUGGGGAAGAUCACCCACAAAUAUACGCUAUCCACCUUGACAGUCUACUGAAGCAAAAGUUGGCCUUUCAUGUGAAGUAUUCCACCUUCUACAAACAAUGCUCGAUUGUCAUGCUUAAUAGAGAUGAACACGUGUACAACAUGAUCCAUGAAUAUAUGAACCCAAAUGAGAUCCUAUCUACUGAGCUCACUUUGUAUAAAACAAGCUCUACGAAUACACCACCACCAUCUAAGAGGGAUGAUGCCACCAUUAGAUAUGAUGAUGCGCCUCCAACCAUGUAUCUAACACCACAAAAUUCUUCCACAUAACUGAAACACAUGAAGAAGGAGUGAUAUGGAGGAGUAAUUUGGAACACCUUCUGUAAUCUGAAGCAGAUUUGUUCAAAGCACCUGAACCGAUUAUUGAAGAGUCAGAGAUUGAUCUGGAUCCCAUGACAGCAGCCAUCUCAAUGAGAUAUCAAAUCUCACUCUGAUUAAUUCUCCAUCCUCGAAUGUUCCUCCUGUUUAUAAGAGAAAUUGAAUGCAACAACAUUGUUGUUCGAGGCAUCACGAUUCUCGCGACUGAUUAUGGUUUAUGGUUUAUGACGCACACUCUUGCAAGAACAAGCAGAUUGAGGACUGUUAUAUAGUGUCCUGGGAUGACUGUGUGGCUGUGAAGAGUGGUUGGGAUGACUAUGGUAUACCUUAUUGAAUGCCGACUACGCAGCUGGUAAUAACAAGGCUCACUAUGAUGUCUCAUUUAGUGGUUUUAAGCUGUUAGUGAUAUUGUUUUUUCCAUUUUUGGUUUUCUGGGUACAUUUGCUUGUGCUGUUGGUUUAUCAGCUGCACUUAAUCUGGGUUGCAAACCUGUUAGAACUUCAAGAACUGAUCGGCUGCACCGCUAGGGCUGGGUUCGAACCUAGGACCUUUGGUUAAGCUGGAAGAGACCCUCUAAAUAUAUAUGAGUUUUGCUAAGAUAGAACCAUUUAAUUUUUAGAAGGAGUACUUUAGGAAACUAUAAUUAAAAAAAUAGUUAAAUGUACUCUAAGAUGUAUGUUAUUAAAACACUUCUUUAAAAAAUAGAAGUGAGUGUAAGUUAACAUCUUUUAUAGACAUUUACUAAAAUAGAUCCAUUUAUUUUUAGGAGUGUGUUAGCAAAUAAUAAUUAAAAUUUAUAAAUACACUCUAAGGUGCAUAUUGCUAAAACAAUCCUUUAUAAAAAUUAAUUGGUCUAUCUUAACAAAACUCAUUAAAUACUGGUAUGUUUGUGAAAGAUUCAUAGGAUACAAUGCAAGAUGCACCAAACCGUUUUUUGUUCAAUGCUCGCAAAACCUAGUUUUAUAUCAGUGGCUACUCAAGCGCUACCAGGGGCGGAGCCAGGACCCUGGGCCAGGGGGUUCAAAAUCUUUUUCUAUCAGUGUCAACGGGAGCAUGAGGUAAACCUAUUUUUCUUUUGAAUGGUUUCAAUGUAGGCUAGAAAUUAGAAUUCAGUUCCCAAGCUGAUAAAAUUAUAUCUUUGUUACAGGAAAUAGUGGAAUAUCUUUGUUGGAGAGAAAUAAAGUAGAAUAUCUUUGUUGUAGAGCUAUAUAUUUACUAUAUAGGUUAAUUACUAUAUAGGUUCUGAGGUGAUAUUUACUUAUAGUUAAUUAUAUUUGCUGCGUAUCAUUAUUUAUUAUCUCUCAACUGAUUGAUUGAUGAGUUGAAUAUAAAUUUGCUAUUAUUAUUUAAGUAUCUAAAUUCAAUGGAAUCAAUAGCCUCAAACUCAACUCAUUGCAAGAAGACACUAAGAAGGUAUGGGUGUUUUCUUUUUCUUUAGUUUUCUCUAUUAUCAAAUAUGAUUUGUUCUCUUUUUCUUUAGUUUUCAUGCAAAAAGAUAAAACUUAUGCUAUAAUUUAUUUGUCAAUAGUUCAAACUCUGAGUUUGGAUGUUGGUUUGUGAGUUAAGGGUGGAGUGUUGUUAGAUAGUGGUGUUGAGAGAAUGUGAAGAAAAUGAAAAUUGAAAUUCAUACAUCAUCUUUUGAAAUAUAUACAACCUAACAACCUUGAAAUCUUGUAUAAUAGCUUUGGUUCGGAAUGUUGUUGUCCACUACCUUCUUUAAUUGUUAAUUG
This is a messenger RNA of Vicia villosa (hairy vetch), 5729 nucleotides long. RefSeq lists its product as uncharacterized. The transcript has 7 exons. The coding region runs from base 168 to 1598 and encodes 476 amino acids. The record is from RefSeq and is a predicted model, not a curated record. NCBI's taxonomy places the organism in Eukaryota, Viridiplantae, Streptophyta, Magnoliopsida, Fabales, Fabaceae.